AUGAAGUUUCAUCCAGGGUGGAUAGUUUGGAUUUGGGCGUGCAUUUCCUUAGUCCUAUGCCAAGAUGGCAUCGGUACCAACAAUGCAACGAAGAAUUCCAUACUAUCGGAAGUUACAAAAUUACAAAAUUUUGAAGCUACGACGUCACAAAAGCCUACCCUUACGGUUCGAGAAGAGCAAAUUGAAGAUGAGUUAAGUAAUGGUGCUACUACUACAGAAAAGUUUAUGGAAAAACGUAAGUUUAUAAUUAAACCUUUAAAAGAAAACGAAGAAUACCGGGAAGUCUUUACAGUCAGAUUCAAUGAAACCGGUCCAACUACUAUAAGAAGUAGUCUCAGUUCGACCAAUAAAAUUAAAACUUCGUUUUCGUCAAGCUUCACAAAAUAUGAUGAGCCUGAAGAUGUCACCGAUAGUGAUGAUUCUGAUUUUACCACAUCAUUCGAUGGUUUGACGAAAAAAGGACCCAUCGAUAAUGGAGAGAGAAAAACUAGACAACGUUUAGAUGGAUUAAAAGGUGUUACGACAAAUAGGGGGAAAACGAGAUUCCAAAAUGAACAAGGAACUUCAGAAAUUCCAGAAAUUUUGACAAUUUUACGUCACAAAAAACCUAUUAGAGUUAAACCAAUUGAUCAAACCGUUAAAGAUGAUGUUGCUUCGACUUCAACAGCUGAUGAUUUAAUUGAUACUACUACAAUAAUGGAUAAUUCUGAAAUUGAACUGCAGAGGCCAAAGUUCAAAAAACCACCACUGAUUGCUACUCACCAUCCAAAUUUUGGAACUUCAACUGAAGCAUCUCGUAGGCCCACAAUUAGAUCAAAUUUAAAUUUAAAACAAAAAAUAAUGUCUUCUACAAUUAAAACAAAACCGUUUGAACCAGAUGUAACGGAGCCUGAAAUUAUAAUAGCCAACAACAAUACAGCUGAAGUCGGCUCUCCUAGUGUGCAAUUAAAUAAAAUGAGACCAAUUAAAGUGAUUGCUUCAAAAGGGUCAGCAGCUCAACAGCCUAUUCCACCAACAGCGACAGCUUGGGCUUUGGCAUCAUUAAAAGCGCCAAAUAACACCAAUAGAAUUUUCAAGAAACCUUUAAAUGUAACAAGUGUGCAAGAAACAGUUACUAAAAUUAAACCGUUCAUUACUUGGUCUACUAGAUUGCAAAAAACAAACGAAGACAAUUUAAACACAACUUCUACUUCAAACGGUGCAUUAGCCUCUGGGGAGUCCAACGAGACAUUUACAGGUACGCCUGAAACAUACGUAUCAUUGAGUGAAUCGAGUACUACUAAUCGAUCAACUCCGGAAAUUACAUCGACGGAAUCUUUAAUACAUACAAUUUCAAUGUUGUCAACGGGUCAUAUACCAAAUAUAAAUGAUUCUACCAUGAGUGUUUUUGGUGGUGACACUGAUCAAAAUAAGUACGAAGUAUAUGGAUCUCAAAAGCCUGAUGUUGAAAAUGCAACUACAGUAAUUGAAACAUUGCGUCCAUCGUCAUCUACAACGCCCACGGAAUCUCAAAAUUCUAAUUUGUUGUUAGUAACAUCUUAUAAAUCAAUUUUCGAAAAUAAUAAUACUUCAGAUGUCCAACAAAAUAUUUUUACAUCGUCUGAAAUCCCUGUGUCACAAACCGCACCGAAAAUAGAAGUUACAAAAGUUGAAUUUACAACACUAUCGACGGACCCAUCAAACAUUUUACAUAAUAGUGGGGUAACGAUAAAUACUGAAGAUGUAGGAGACCAUAAAUUACCAGUGGUACAGACUUCUACUGAAACAUUUAGUAAAGCACCGGGACUUUUAUUUGAUUAUUCAGAAUAUCACGAUAGUAAUAAAAUGCCGACAACGACUGGAGUCCAAUCGAGUAAUUCAGAUAUAGAAUUUUCGAUUUCUCAUGAUGAUAUUGAUUUAAAUAACCAAAAUCAUUCGACUACUACUGAACAUUAUAUAGAAAGUAUUAAAACUAAGUUAGAUGAUAAAAUAACAGAAUCAAUGGACAAUCACGAUUCACUGGAAAUGAUUGAUUUUACACAUAUGUUUUCGUCUGAGAAUCCUAUACCUAGCUCUACUGCAGGAACUGAAGUUGUAACAGCGAUCCCAGAAAAAACCUCAUCGGAAUUAUCCCAACUACCAUCUAAUGACAUAUUGAAUACUUCUCAAGCUCCUAGUUGGUCCAACACUCCUGAUCCAUCUUUUAUUGAUUUCGAAUAUAACUCAACGGACAGCCAUGAUGAUGCAGGAGAUGAUGGCCAAAAAACAUUUGAAUCCUCUUCACAAGGUCCCAUGGCAGUUAAUGAACCAACUUCGGAAUCUGAUAUUUCUGAAAACGAUGUUCCUAUAGUCACUAGUUUAUUAAGUUCAACAACAUCAACUACAUCAACAACAACUACAACAACAACAACAACCACAACUACUACAACGACUCCGAGACCAACAACAACAACCACGACAACUCUGAGACCCACCACCACAACUACAACCACACUCAAACCAAUACCAACAACAACUACAACUACUCCAAUACCAACAACUACACAAAAAAUAACAACGACUACUUCUCGACCUAUAGUAGUUGAAAUAACUACUCCUACUACAACUACUACUGUGAAGCCGUCCUCCACACAAUCUUCCACCACUACAUCACCAAAUAAACAAACCACAACAACUAUUAAGCCAAAUUCAAUUACCUCAAGACCAAAACCAGCUGUGGUCGAUUCGAGUACGACUACUUUGGGACCAAAUCAACCAAUCGUUCAAUCAUAUUUAAACGUUAUGAUUAACUCGACUAUGGCAGACGUAUGUGAAAACAAAGACGAACUUAAGGAUGCUAUUAUUAAACUAUUUGAAAGUGGUAGCGAAAGUGUUCAUUCGAAAAAUCAAAUUAAAUUCCUUAACGUCUUCGAAAAACACUGUUUUCAACCUAAUGAUGAGAAAAGUCCGGUGGAAGUUGAAUUUUACUUGUUGAACAGUAAUGGUGAUUAUAACACGUUUAUGAACGAAGAGUUUAUUAACUUACUACAGAACCAUCCAUUUGAUUACAAAUCAAACGUAAUAAAAGCCAAGUUUAUGAAACGAGCUAUAGAAAUUGACAUUGAUAAGGAUGAAACUGAAAAUCCAAGGGUGAAGGCGGCCAUAUAUUUAUCAUGUAUAGCCGGUGUUUGCACCCUCCUUGUAUUGAUUUUAAUAAUUGUCCGCAAACGUCAAAAACGAUUCAACUAUGGACAAAGGUGUACUCCAGUUUCAUUGGACGACUAUAGUAUGGACAAUAUAUCGGUGUUCAACAGCUUUAGAAGAAAAGGCGCUCGUAGAGCAUCAAAACGGUCAUAUGGAAAUCCUGCUUUCGACGAAUCUUCGGCUUGUUCACACGUAUUGAACUUUGCUGGGCUCGUGAGCUUCUCGGAAGACCGACCGGCGAUUGAUGAGGAGUUUUCCAAUGUACCAGUGAUCACAGUGAAACCUGACGAAUUGCCACCGGGUGCUGAAACGAAAAACCGUUAUGCCAAUGUCAUACCAAUGCCAGAAACGAGAGUUCUGCUGAAUCCACGUGGUUCUGGACUGAAUUCGGACUACAUAAAUGCCAAUUUUGUCAAGGGAUAUAAGGGUGCUGACAAGUUUUAUAUCGCUUGUCAAGCUCCAAUGCAGUCCACCGUGCCUGAUUUCUGGCAAAUGAUUUGGGACCAAAAUACUAGAGUCAUCAUUAUGGUCACAAGUUUGACUGAGAAAGGAGUGGAAAGAUGUGCUGACUAUUUACCGCCUUCCGAAGUCUUGGAUUGUCACCGGUUGUUUGGUGAUUAUCAAAUAACAUUGAAGAAACGCGAAGUAAAGGAGAAGUUUAUCAUCUCCAAUUUACAGUUGAAGAACCUGGAGACUAACCUUUGGCGGGACGUGACACACCUGUGGUAUGGAGGUUGGCCGGUGCAAGGUGUGCCGUCCGACCCGGGUGCAAUGUUGGCGUUCGUCAUGGAGGCCAGAUCGCACAUGAAGACCAACAGCGGCCCUCACGUGGUGCACUGCAGCCCCGGCACCGGUCGGACGGGGACGGUUAUCGCAUGCGACAUGGCCAUCAGAGAUUUUGAACUCACGCGGACCGUCGACGUCCCGAAAACGGUGUACGCGAUCCGGCGGUGCAGGGCGGGAGCGGUCCAGACCAGAGACCAGUACGCUCUCAUAUACAAGGUGGUAAAUCUGUAUGCAAGUAAACUCUCAGGAGGUGUAUUGGAUUCGUUUUAA
Molecule: messenger RNA, 4218 nt
Organism: Macrosiphum euphorbiae (potato aphid)
Lineage: Eukaryota; Metazoa; Arthropoda; Insecta; Hemiptera; Aphididae
Source: the annotation of a GenBank genome assembly